UUCGAGAAUUUUCCCCACUAACCUUUCUUUAUACGUCUCUCUAAUGCCACGUUCCCUUCUCUCUUUAGUUAAUCACCUUUUUCAAAGCUUAAUUUCAAAUGGGGUUCUUUCAAAUUCAUGAAGUUUCUUUCUUCCUCCCAAUACCCAAUACCCUUUAUAUUCCAAUCUAACAAUAAAAACGAGAAAACCCGAAAGAAAAAAAACCCCAUCUUCCAUUUCUUCUCUUAUUCUCUUCACGAUCAUGCAGAGCCACGGCGGCGACGGCGAAGUAAUCAACAAACAAGUAAUUUUAAAAGACUAUGUCACCGACGGCGCUUCCCCCAAAGAAUCGGAUCUUGAAGUGAUCGCCAACAGAACCAUUAAACUGAAGGUUCCGAAUGGCUCACAUGGAGUUCUUCUUAAGAAUCUCUACCUUUCCUGCGAUCCCUAUAUGCUUGCUUGUAUGAACAAGUUCGAAAAUGCCUCCAUUGAUAUUGCUUCCUUCACUCCCGGUUCGCCUAUUAGGGGAUAUGGAGUUGGGAAAGUUUUGGAUUCCGAUCAUCCGAAGUUUAAGAGAGGAGAUUUUGUAUGGGGGAAGACAGGUUGGGAAGAGUAUUCUAUACUUUCAACCUCAGAAGCUGAAGCUCUAUUUAAAAUUGAUCACACCGAUGUUCCUCUUUCUUAUUACACAGGAAUUCUUGGUGUGAAUGGGAUGACUGCUUACGCUGGUUUCUUCGAGAUUUGUUGUCCUAAAAAAGGAGAAUAUGUGUUCGUCUCAGCUGCAUCUGGUGCAGUUGGCCAACUUGUUGGCCAAUUUGCCAAGUUAAUGGGAUGUUAUGUUGUUGGUUGUGCUGGUAGCAAACAAAAGGUUGAUUUGCUGAAGAACAAACUCGGGUUCGACGAGGUUUUUAACUACAAAGAAGAGCCAAACUUGGAAGCUACUCUAACAAGAUGCUUCCCUGAAGGAAUAGACAUUUAUUUUGACAAUGUUGGAGGGAAGAUGUUGGAUGCUGCUCUUGUUAAUAUGAGGAGGAAUGGUCGUAUUGCUUUGUGUGGGAUGGUAUCUGAGUUCCAAAAAGACAAACCUGAAGGUGUUUAUAAUUUGAUUGGUGCUAUUGGAAAACGCGUUCGUUUGGAAGGGUUUAUUAUGCAUGAUUACUUGCAUCUCUAUCCUAAGUAUUUGGAUUUUGUUUUGCCUCCCAUAAGGGAAGGGCAGAUUGUUUAUUUAGAAGAUUUAGCUUAUGGCCUUGAGAAUGGUCCAUCCGCUCUUAUCGGCAUCUUGUCAGGUCGCAACGUAGGCAAACAAGUAGUUGUUGUUACAAAGGAAGAUUGAGCUUGUUUAGAAAGACUUUACUUAAAUGUUUUUAAGCAUUUGGUAUGACGAUAUGCUAAAUGAUAUGAUAUAAAUUUGUUUUCAUUCAUAAA
Cucumis melo (muskmelon) is the source of this 1404-nucleotide messenger RNA. Its product is annotated as 2-alkenal reductase (NADP(+)-dependent)-like. The coding region runs from base 242 to 1312 and encodes 356 amino acids. The transcript has 5 exons. Lineage: Eukaryota; Viridiplantae; Streptophyta; Magnoliopsida; Cucurbitales; Cucurbitaceae. The record is from RefSeq and is a predicted model, not a curated record. Gene Ontology annotation, molecular function: 2-alkenal reductase [NAD(P)H] activity.